This is a messenger RNA of Coffea eugenioides, 1755 nucleotides long. RefSeq names its product putative late blight resistance protein homolog R1B-17. The record is from RefSeq and is a predicted model, not a curated record. The transcript has 4 exons. Bases 1 to 1755 code for a protein of 584 amino acids. Gene Ontology annotation, biological process: defense response to other organism. NCBI's taxonomy places the organism in Eukaryota, Viridiplantae, Streptophyta, Magnoliopsida, Gentianales, Rubiaceae. Gene Ontology annotation, molecular function: ADP binding.
AUGGCCUCCAUUUGCAUUGAUUCAAUCUUAGAUGAACUGGAGUUGCUGGACAGCCACCCCAGUAAGGAUGUGGACUUGGUUGGGCUCAAGCCGGUUCCAGUUGCAGUUGUAAAUGUACUAUUCUCAGAGAUGAAGUCAUGGAAUUCUUGGAUUCCUUAUUGGAGAUUCUGGUUGAUUUUAGGGGUUGAUCAUAGUCAACUGGAAAAACUUCUGAUUCAUUGUGAAGCCGUGGCAGUCAUUUCAGCUCUGUUCCUUCACGACACAAGUGACUGGCGAGAGGUCUUUGAGAUUCUAGAGAAGAUCAAGCCUGUUGAUCCCCAAGUCCGCGAGAUCUAUAUCCAUGUCUUGAUGGAUUCAAAGUCGUUUGAAAUAUCACACUCUCUCACUGUGGAGGCAGGUAAUUGUAGCAUCCUGGUGAAUUUUGUUGAUUCUCGCCUAGGCUGCCUUUGGGAGUUACAGGAUAACAGUAAUAUUUUUGUGGCUUCUGCCAAGUAUCAAAUGCAAAUGCUCUAUAAGGGACUGAAGUUCUUGAACAACAUUCUCAAGCACCAGCAAGAGGAGUUUACUGUGGUACAUGAAAAAACCAAGGAUCUUAUUGAAGGUGUGAUUAAAGAGGCAGGGAUUGUAAUUUUCUCGCUUUAUAUACAGGAAAUGGAAUUAGGAUCGGCCAGGGAAAUAGAUGUUGCUCUGUUCACUAUACUACAACAGAUUGAAAUUAUUAAGGCAGAAGUAGCAGAAAAGUAUCCGGUGAAGUCAGCACUGAACUAUCCUAGUGCCAGUGAGGUGGACUUCAUUGAUCUUAUACUAGAAAAUUUGAAUGAACUGGCAAGCCAUGAAGUUUCUUCAACUGCUUUUACAACGGAUAGACUACAAACCGUCCAAGAAGAUCUUGUGAUCCUAAGGACUUUCUUUGGGAAUAUUUUGGAGCAGUGCAACCAGCAUGAGCAGCUUCAAGCUCUCUGGUGCCAUUUUGCAGAGAUGGGGCACAAAGCAGAGUUAGUCAUUGAUACCUUAAUGCUUGGAGAGAUAUUUUCAUCUUCUGUGGUGAGUUUUGAUACCACUACACAAGAAAUUGUGCUUCUAAAAAAUAGGACCUUGGAGAUUGUUGACAAUAACUAUGUCUUGGAAACCCAAAAAGAUUUGAAGACCCCUAGACAUGUGGCAUCACAAGGUACUAUCUCAACAAUCAAUGAAGCUGUGGUAGUUUUGGAUGAUGAGACACAAGCAAUAAUUGAUCAACUUACAAGAGUUUCAAUGCAUUUGGACAUUGUUUCCAUUGUGGGGAUGCCUGGACUUGGUAAGACAACUUUAGCUAGAACUGUUUUCCAUGAUCCUUCAAUUAUGUCUCACUUCUAUAUUCAUGCAUGGUGCUGUAUUUCUCAAGUAGAUUGCAAGAAGGAUUUGUUACUUGACAUUCUGGUUUGUAUUGCUUCGACAAAUUCUGAUAAAUAUUAUAAGAUGAAUGAAGAUGAUUUGGCUGAACAACUCUACAAACGAUUGAAGGGUAGAAGGUAUGUCAUUGUUCUGGAUGAUGUUUGGGAUAUUGAGGUGUGGAAUCUUCUGGAAAGAUCAUUCCCAGAUGAUGCCAACGGAAGUAGAAUUCUCUUGACAAGCCGACUUUUCGAGGUGGCUUUGCUAAUCAAGCCUACAGGUAUUCUUGGAACUCUGGAGCUAGAUGGUUGGAAAGAAGUUGCAGAAAGGCUCAGUUCACACAUCGUGUUUGGGACGGACCAGUGCAUGAGUAUAUUAGGUUGA